GCCCUCGCGUUGCUCGGUUGCCAAGGUUUCCAGGCGGAAGGGAGGAGAGAGGAAGGGCGAGGCGCGAGGCGCGGGCCGGCCAGGGCUGCUCCUCCUCCACCCGGGGCUGGAAGGCGUGAGGCCCCUUCGCCCCCCGGUCGCCAUGGCUGUCUCGUCCUGGGCGGGGAUGAGCGAACGCGAGAAGGAGGGCUGCCGGGAGCUGCUGGACUUGCUGGACACCGACGACCUCCUGGCCCUCACCGACACUGUCACCACCCGCCUCGUCCAGCCCGAAGACCGCCAAGAAGCCAUACAUGCCAUCUUACUAUAUAGCCAAAGUGCUGAAGAGCUAUUGAAGAGAAAGAAAGUAUUUCGAGAGAUAAUCUUCAAGUACUUGGCAACCAAAGGAGUUAUAGUGUCUCCUUCUUCUGAAAAACAUCAACUCAUUAGUCGCACAAAACUGUACUGGUGUGAAGAGCUGAAAAAUUGUGCCUCAGAUGAAAAAUGUGUAAAACCUAAUGAAGAGCAACAUGAAGAAGGAGAGAAACAGGAAGGAGACAAACAAGAUAAUGACAAGGAGUACUACAGUCUGGCAGAGGAGUUUUGUCAGUGGUUCUUUGGCAUUCUGAACUCUCAGAACCCAUUGAUUGGACAGUCCGAAGACGAGUAUGGACCACAACACUUUUGGGAUGACGCAAAACUAAAGUUUUGUUACCACACUUCAGAAGAGAACAUAGAAGAGUAUUUCGGUGCAGAAUUGGUAAGCCUUCGCUUAUUGUCCUUGGUGAAAGAAGAAUGCCUCUUUCUGAACCCCAAUUUGAAUGCUGGUGGCCUGAGGUGCACAGUUUCUCCGCAUGGGUUAAUUGUGGUGGCAGUAGCUGGUACAGUUCAUAGAGAUACUUGUUGUUUGGGAAUCUUUGAACAAAUCUUCGGACUCAUCCGCUGUCCGUUCAGGGAAAAUACAUGGAAAAUCAAGUUUGUGAAUCUCAAAAUUGUUGGUCAGAAUGCCAUGGAACCUGGGACCGAAAUAGAAACACCGUGCAUACAAUAUGAAAAGGAAGAACUCCAGGAAUUCUGUGUGCCCAAAGAACUUGCCUUGAUUGAACCUCAAAAAAAUUGAGCUCUUUCUUUGGAAAACUGAAGAAAGACUGUUUGUGGACAUUGAAAAAUACAGCACAUGAACAUAAGUGAGCAUUCAAAAACAUUGUUUGCUUGUGCUUUGUGAGUCAGAUUUUCUGAUUGAGGAGCUAAGUAAAAGAAUUGCCUAAAUUAGGGAGUGACAGCUGAUUACUAGUAAGCUGAUUCAGUCAAUCACAUUGCUUCCCAAAUGAAAAGUAAGAUGGAAGGAAAAAUGAGAGGAAUGUUCAGAUAGUCUUCAUGCAGCCACUUCUUUUCCCCACUGUGAGAAGUGUUGGGGUUAGGUGGAAAUAAAGAAGCCCAAAUGAGAACGAUCAAAACCCGGAGAUUAUUUUGGCAAAUUGUGGCUUCUUUCCUUGGAGUGGGAGGAGUUUAUAAUUUUGGGCCGGGGGGGGGGGGGGUAAACAACACACAAUAGAAUGUGAUCUGUUUGUGGCAAUCCAGUUACAGAUGAGCUGCAACUUUCAUCUACCCUAGGGUUUCCAUCUUGAAAAUUUUACCUUUAAUGGUUGUUAAGGAGAUAAAUUUUAGAACGUGCUGUUUGUCACUGAUAGAGGUAAAACACCUGUUGAUAUUCCAUCCCCUACUUAGUCAUUCUGAGGUAUAGGAACCCUCCCCAGUUUUUCCUUUGGUAAUCCUAAUCCAUCCCAGGCAACAUAGCCAGUGGGUGAAGUCAAAAUAGUAUCUCAGGGUCCAUGAUUUGCUCAGAUCAGUUUUAUAGGGAUGAAAGGUUGCCUUUUGUCACAGUUUUGCUGGGGGCAUUUUCUCAGAGUGUGUGUCUUCCACUGUAAAAAAAUUCCAGUGUGACAAAUCACAUUGCUAUCAGUGCAUUACUAUUUGUUAGGAAAUUGUUUAUGCUGGGAUUUUUUUACAUACACUUCUCACUUUUACUUAAAAAAAGCUUGAAUUAAAACUGCCAUUGAUCUUAAUACAAUUAUUAAUUAUCUCAUUUAAAGUGUUUCUUUUAAAGGGAUUUUAAAAGAAAAGUUAUUGCAAAUAUCUCACAGAUCCAAAAUCUCAGGCUGGCACAAGAGAAAACAUUUAUAAUUUAUAAACCAAUUUCUGUUCUCUUUUACGAGUUCCAAAACAGGUUAAUUUUACUGCCACUGUUAAUUAGGUUGAAAUUGUGAAUUUUCCAUGUUUUACUUCUUGUUCAGUACAACUUCUGCUUAAUGUGGCUAUUCACACACAUUCACCCUCUAAUCCUUUAGUUAAAGUUAAGGUUAAACUAGAAAACAGAAAUAUUAUGUGUGCUGCUAUUGCAUCAAACAUAUUUUGUUGUUGUUUUAAUCUAGUGCAAAUGCAGUCUUUAAACUAGUUGCUUUGUUAGUUUUCUUAAUGUUGGAGUUAUUGUGGAGGAAACAAUAACUCCAUCUGCCAGAGGUGCUUUUACUGCGAUAUUCCUUCUUCUUGGCAGAGGGUUGGACUGGAUAUCCCAUGAGGUCUUUUCCGACUAUUAUUCUGUGAUUCUGCAUUCUGAUUUAUUCAGUUAAAAAUAAACCACAAAAACAUCAAUUCCCCGUAUAUUUAUUUUUUCUCAAUUAAUUUCAGCAUGUGAGAAUCUUUGUUCUUAAAAUCUUGAAUAUGGCUUUUUGAAAUUUCACACUCAUGAAAAGGUCCUAUUUAUAGCUUUAUCAAAGGAAGAACUACUUUUCAAGCAAGAGUUGCUCUUCUAAAAACAAAUGCUUAAGACAUACAUGUCAUUGGAAGACUUCCCUGGAGACUAGGACACGGAACAAUGGCUUCAAACUACAAGAGAGGAGAUUCCAUCUGAACAUGAGGAAGAACUUCCUGACUGUGAGAGCUGUUCAGCAGUGGAACUCUCUGCCCCAGAGUGUGGUGGAGGCUCCUUCUUUGGAAGCUUUUAAACAGAGGCUGGAUGGCCAUUUGUCAGGGGUGCUUUGAAUGCAAUAUUCCUGCUUCUUGGCAGGGGGUUGGACUGGAUGGCCCAUGAGGUCGCUUCCAACUCUGUGAUUCUAUGACUUGAAGCAAAAUGCCUGCUGAAAAAGAAUGGUUUUAUUUUGUGAAUAGUCUGAAUAAAGUGAGUUUAUUUGUAAUUAUACUUUGCUGUCUUUGCCAUGGCAAAAAAUAAAAAUCUCAAGGGCUAUAGUUGCCAA
Anolis sagrei ordinatus is the source of this 3233-nucleotide messenger RNA. RefSeq names its product chromosome 3 C3orf38 homolog (gene C3H3orf38). NCBI's taxonomy places the organism in Eukaryota, Metazoa, Chordata, Lepidosauria, Squamata, Anolidae. The record is from RefSeq and is a predicted model, not a curated record.